Molecule: messenger RNA, 534 nt
Organism: Fusarium oxysporum Fo47
Lineage: Eukaryota; Fungi; Ascomycota; Sordariomycetes; Hypocreales; Nectriaceae
Exons: 3
Coding region: 1-534 (177 amino acids)
Source: RefSeq, a predicted model, not a curated record
AUGGGAUCAGUGAUACUAUGGAGGGGACUCCGUCAACAUCGUUCAACAAAAAGUCAAAGACGGAGCCCCUCCGAUUUCCAGUCCUCGCAAACUCCCCGUCGGACAUCAAGAGUUCGACAAGUUGUGGGAGGUGACUCCUCAUCCGGUAGCGAUGGGUAUGAUGAGGCAUCUUCGGAUGAGGAUCUGUCCGAUGAUUCAGAUGAAUCCAGGGUCAUUGACGGCGCAGUCCUGGCUCAGUUUUCGACCCUAAUACCAACGUUGAGUCUCACCGUGUGCUCCAGAGCACCAUCAAAGGAAGUUCGGAAUGGGACAGCGAUGUUCAGGAGGAUAGUGACACUAUGGAAGGGGCUCCGUCAAGAUGCUCAACGAAAAUUCAAUGCCGGGGCCUUUUCAAUUUGGCGGACUCAGAAGGUGGUGAGAAGGUCGAGGGGUCGACAGGUCGUCGGGGAUGAGGACGAUUACGAAGAACAAGAGGAGGAAGCUGAGCAGAAUGGGGAUAGUGACACUAUGGAUGAAGUUAUUAUUUGGAAUUGA